Camellia sinensis is the source of this 1033-nucleotide messenger RNA. Lineage: Eukaryota; Viridiplantae; Streptophyta; Magnoliopsida; Ericales; Theaceae. The record is from RefSeq and is a predicted model, not a curated record.
UUCUCAUUCAUCACACUCUGCCUCUGCAUAGUCUAGCAUUAACCCAUUUGUAAAUGGCCUUUUUCCAACUCUUAUUGAGAGAAAAAGAGAAGGAAAAAUAAAAAAUGGCAGCCUGCUCGUACCAUCAAUGUGCACUGCUACCAUCUUCUGUCUGUCUCCAACACCAUCACCACAAAUCACCCUUCUUCCAUUGCACAACAACAUUAUCACUCACAACAGCCACAACAAAGCAGGGACUAGCAGGACGACAACGAGGAGGAGGAGGAGGAUAUGGGAGGAGGACGGUGGUGAGGUGUGGGAUCGGAAUAGGGGAUUUCAUUGGAGGAGAUCUUGUGAAAUUUGAUCUGGGGAGGUGGUUGUCGGACGUGGAAGAGCACAAAGCACUAGCAAUAUACUCUCCACAUGAGGGAGGGUACGAGGGGCGAUACCUCAACAGGCUCAGGUACCAGGGCUACCACUUCCUGGACCUCUCUGCUCGUGGCCUCGGCGACCCCGAGGCCACUCUCACCAAGAUUCACCCUGUCUGCCCUGCUCACUUAGGGAAGCAACCAAUAGCAAGAUGGUAUUUUCCACCAGAAGUGGAUUAUAGGCUCUCAUUGUUGCCUCCAAAUGCCAAAGGAUUAGUGGUUUGGAUCCUUGAAGCCAAGGUUUUGUCGAAGGCCGAACUGCAGUUUCUAGCUUUGCUUCCCUCCCUCCGCCCUAAAGUCAGGGUCAUCGCAGAAUGCGGAAACUGGUAAAUCUCUCAUUUUUUCCAGCAACACUACGUGCACAGAAAAGUGCAAAAAAGAGAAAGUUCAUGUGGAAGCCACUCAAAGAAAUUGCAGCAUUACCAGCAAAUGAGGGAGCAUGAUAUCCAGAUUGCUAUACAAUCACAACGAACACGACAAACACGUCUACAAAUUCACAGUUCAGGGGCUAUGCUCUCUACUCAUCCUCCAAACAAAACAUGGGUUUUCAUGCUGUACCAUGAUUGAAAGAAUGUUAAUCCAUAAUUCAUUCCUAAGUAUUCAAUAACAGCAAUGGUAACAAAUUA